AUGCAGACACCUUUAUCUCCAGUCAGCUUAGAAGGUCUCCUGGCCUGCGCAGAGGCCCCAGAGUCAGUUGCCCCCCCUCAACUGCGUGAAAUCCCUCCUGGCCACCUGCAGGAUGCUGCGAAACUCACACCGGAGAGAGGGGCCUCUGAUGGAGCGAAAUCCUGCAUGUCAAGCUCGUCGGCAACACCCACCCGAGGAUCGAUUGAUACACAGUAUCCCCCUGAGGGCCUACCCAAGGCUCUAACUGAGCAUCAACUGGAGUCCUCCCCUUCCCUACGUGCUGAGCGCAGCGGCAACAGUCAUAGCAGUAGGGACGCAGACACUGACUCUGAUAACACCUUAGCCUCUUCUCUCAACGAGCCCUCUAGAGGCCAAGAGGCCUUUCUCGCACGCGACGAGUUUGCACAAGCAGCAAAGUCUGUCCCCUUCCCUAAGCUUGCAGAAGAGGCAUCUUUUCAAAAGGCCAACAACGAGUGCCGCAUGGCAUUAGGCGACCUUCAAAGACCGGCUUCGAGCGCAAAGCCUUUGUCUAUCCAGGGAGGCUGUACGCCCUUAGACGGCUCCCCCUUCACAACUGCACCGCAUGCGGACCAGACCCUUUUCCUGCCUGCAGUGCCACAAGAGCCGCAUGUACAUGAGGCAGGCCUGUUGUCUCCUAGGAAUUCUUCGGCAUUUUGCUCCCUCUCCUCAUCCUUGGAUGGGGACUCGUUCUUCGAAGAUUUUGUAGAAGGUAACCAGGAGGGAUCUCAGGCCGCCGUGGCAUCGGAGGUGGAGCCCCUCGUGAAGGUAACAGGAUACAAAGAAACUUCCAGCCUACUGCACUCAGAGGCGCAGCUCCACGAUACUUUUACACUGUUUCUAGAACAGCGUGAGCAACAGCAGGGGCAGCAACAUCGGCACGUCGGCGCAGACUCCAAUCAAGACGCUGGUGUGGGGGAUCCAGAAGGGAAUGCCGUCUCUAUUCGUGCCGGCAGUGUGGCAUUAGCAGCAAAGCCAUCAGACGCCUUUGCUGAAGCUGGCAAAUUGGUGCGCAAAGCAGAAAGAAAAACUUGGGCUUCAACUCAGAAUGCAGAGCUCGAGGGCAUGCAUACCCAUGCAACAGCCGAGAGGAUCACUGGACAAGCCUCUGCAGCAGCAAAAGCAGUGCGGCCACCACCAACGCAAGCUCUACCAAGAAGCGUAAUAUCAGCAGGAACAGAAAAGACGCACGCCGGGCACCUUGAACCAUCUAGUGGUGCAGUGUCACAAGGUUCAAACGCAGCGGCGAUGCCUGCAGGUGGAACGUCAGCAGCACAGGCAUUGGACACCGACGCAGCACAAAACGUAUGUGCAGCACCACCUGCACUGAAAUUACCAGAAGUUUUUCUGGCAGAUGCACCAGAUACAACGGAGAGGGCAGGUGCAAAAGGUUAUACGACACACAUCGGAACAUCAUCGAUCCGCUCAGCAGUACAUGCACUACCCUUUGAAGACAUAGCGAUAGGAGGGGACCCGACUGCUGCUGAAGCAGCAAGAGCUAAUUCAGCUGAAUCAGCCGUUGUCGAAGCAAAAGCCGCGGCAGCAGCAGCAGGGUGCGCACAACAAGCUAAGGAAAGGGUAGUUGACACAGUGGCAGCGUCAAGCGCAAUGCUAAGAGCAACAACGGACGCCACCCCGGCUGCAGGAGCAGCAGUUGCUACUGCCGCAGAGUCAGAGUCUAUGAAGAAGGCAGUUGUAGCGAACGCAGUAACCGUCCCGCGUCUAGCUCCUCGAGCAGUAGCAGAAGCCGCGGCAGCGAACAACGCAGCAGCAGAGGAUACGGCGUCAGAAGCAGCCACACCGGCUACAGUGCCUGAAAAAACAAAGAGGGAGGCAGAAUCAAAAGGCGCACAUACCAGCAGCGUCGCAGGUGUACCAGAAAGACCCGCAGCAACGGCAGCAGCAAUAGGAGAAAGAGUAGCCACAGAUUCGACAGCAGGCGCAUCGGCGUCAAUGAAGGCAUAUGUAUCAGCAAAGAAAGCAGUAGAAGCAAGUCAGCUCCUUGCUUCAGCGGCAGCAGCAGCAAUUGCAGGCCGGCGUCAGGCAUCUGAGGCCACAGCAGAUGCUACCGCAUUUGCUGAUGCAGCUGCCAGCAAGGCACUCGAGGCAGUAGCAAGUGCUCAAAAGUGCACUGACGCAGAGUUUCGCUCCGCAGCAGAACAGCGACUCCAGGCUCUGGUCACUGCUGCACGCGCCUCGGAGCAAGCUGCUGCUUGCAGCAGAAGCGCGGCUGAAGCAGCAUCAGCACAUGCUGCUGAUGCUGCUGCCGAUGCUGAAAAACAAGACCAAGAAGCAGACGCUUAUAAAGGGGCUGCCAAAAGUGCUGCGUUAGCAGCACAAGAAGCAGCGAAUAUUGCGUAUGGCAUAGUAGCAGAGAUCGAACAGCAAGCUGCUACUGCUUUUGCUACGCUUCAACGAGCUCAAACAGAAGCUGAGGUUGCCUACGGAGAACUGAAAGCAGCAUCGAAACAAGAAGAGACUAAGAUAAAGGAAUUAUCGUCGGCAGCCGCAGUAAUAGCUGCUGAAUUGCAGGCACAGAGGGAGACUGCCACAGUGCAUGUUGCCGAGAGCAGGCUGCACGUGGAGGCAGCUGCUGCAGCUGCAGCUACUGUGCGCGUUGUGCAAGAAGCGGCAGAAGCUGCUUCAGGAUGUGUCUCAGCAGCCGAGAAACACCAUAGAGCGUGUGAAGAAGCAGCUCGGCGUGCAUUGCAGGCAGCAGCAGCAGCUAAUGCUGCUGCCGCGGAGCUUCAUAUGCACAAAGAAGAAGCCGCUACAAAUGCUGCGAGGACCCGAAACCACUGGGAGGUUGCAGCAAUGCACUGCGCUGGUGUGGAGCAACACCUGCUAGAUGCUGCUACAGAUGCAAAGCAGGUGCAAGAGCAUGCAAUUGCUGUCACAACAGCUGCCACCACUGCCGCAGACCAGUUGCAGCACGUAAAAGAUUCAGGGAACCUGGCCAGAGCUGCUGCUGCCGCAGCGCAGGAAGCUUCUGACGUUGCGGCUGGCAUUGUGGCAGGCUUACAGCAGAAGCAAGCUGCUGCUACUGCUAUCAUAGAAGGACCACACGACGCUCAAAAACAGAAAGGCCGCGGUGCUGGAGGCCAUUCAAAAAGCCCGCAACACAAGGAAGCAGCUACGGCAGCUGCUGCGAAAGUCACAUCGGCUGCAGCUUUUGCUGCCACAAUUGCAGCAGAGCGGUCCCCGAAGCAGCUUUCGCAAGCAUCCGGUGAGCCACAGUCUGCUGCCUUGGCUACGCAUCAAGCUUCAACAGCCUCAGAUGGAGCGCGUUCCGAGCACGAAGAAUGGGUUCCCAAGUGUGGAGUUAGCAAACCGACAGAAAACGCAUCAGGUACUCAUCUGCAGGAUGAGGCAGCUAAGUGCGCAGCGACAGUAGCACAGCAGCACAUGCAAGCGGCAGAGGGAAGUGCCGCUGCAGCGGAAGCAUCGGCGUUGCGUUGCGUUGAGAUUGAAACUCAGUUGCGCUGUCUCGCUGAUAAAGCUGCAGCAGGAGCAGCAUCAGACCGGUUGAUGCUAAAGGAAGCCUUCCAGGCUGUGGUAACCGCGGCAGCUCGCUCCCAGAAGCACGUAGAGGCCCUCUGCGCUGCAACAGAAGAAGCGACAACGGAGGUGCUUCAACACCGGAAGAGCCUGAGUGUGGCAAGAAACCAAGCGCUUGCAGCGGCAGCAGAAGCAAAAGAGGCAGCUGCAGCUGCCACGGCUGCUGUGGGGGCCACCCAAGCAGCUGAACUGAUGGCGACGAGAGGGGCAGCAGCAGCGGCAUCUGCGGCUGAUGCAUCGUUGCAGGCCGCUGAGCAAAUCAGGUUGGCUGUGGAGUCAGUCCAGGAGGCAGGCGAGUUUGCAGACCCUGCAAAAGCCGCAGCAGAAGCAGCGGUGACAGCAGCAGAGAGCGCCUCAGCCGCCAAGGCAGCGGCUGCCAUUGCUGCCGCGCAAGCCGCAAGCAGUCAAGAAGCUAGCAAGACUGCGACUCGCGGGGCAGUAGCGUCUUUAAAGGCAGCAGACACCGCAGUGAGAGCCGAGCGCGUAGCCGCCGAGCAGCUUGGCAUGGUUGUUGUUGCCACGUCACAUAUCUCGCAGAAGGUCUCCCUCAUCCUCUCCCAUAGAGAGGGCGCCUCGACUGCGACGGCCAACCCAAAUGCAGCAGGAGUCAGCACUGGCAAGCUCACUAUUGGGGCCUCCGGCAAGAAACCGCAUCUGAUACCUCCAGAUGGAGCCGGUGUUGUGGUGGAGAUUAGGAGUGCGUCGAAGGGAGUUGAAGGCAGGCAGCAAAAGCUGAAUCAUUCCGCUAAGCGUCCUGGCGCUCCUGGUACGUCGAAUGAAGUGGUCGCAGCGAAAAGCAGCGGCAGCAGGCCCUCAUGCUGGACGCGCCUUCCUGCUCUACCUGCCGAACCUUCUGGCAGCACCUGUACAGCGGGAGACUCUGCAAUAGAUAUCUCUCAGCGGUCCCAUACCAGCGUUAUCAAAAAUACGGAGAGCAGAAGCAACAACAACAGCAGUACUAGGAGCAGCGAAAAUAACAAGCAGGCAACUCGAGGUGUGGUCAUUGCGAGGGUUCGGCAGCCUCAGACGACACAUACGAAGGGUAUAAUGGCUCCUGUAAUGGAGCCUAGUCGUUCUACCGUUAGCCCUGCUGUUACUGCUGCUUCGGCGCUUCGGGUCGAAUCUAGCAGCGUCUUAAGCUUAGAAAGCUCAAGCAGCUGCAAAAUCUGCCCCUACAUCACAGGAGGCCACCUUGCGGACCCUAGAAUGUCAUCAAAGCAUAGUGCAGACCUAGGAUCUUUUAGUGUCUGGCAGCAAGUUGUUUUUCUCGGUGCCGCUGCAGUUGCAGAGGCAGCAGGCGGCACUUGUUGA
This is a messenger RNA of Cyclospora cayetanensis, 4887 nucleotides long. RefSeq names its product microtubule-associated protein futsch-like. Bases 1 to 4887 code for a protein of 1628 amino acids. The record is from RefSeq and is a predicted model, not a curated record. The transcript has 7 exons. Lineage: Eukaryota; Apicomplexa; Conoidasida; Eucoccidiorida; Eimeriidae.